AUCAUAUCGUGUCGCUUGUCAAGAGUUAAAGCUGGGAUUCUUAUUUGUAGUCAAGGGGAGUAGGGUAUGUAUGACAAAAGAAAUGCGUAUGUUGUAUUUGUGUUGUACGUGAAGUUGCAUGUAUAAAAGUGUUCUGUGUGCUUGAUACCAAAUCAUUCUGAAGAAAACAAGGAGGCUGCUCGGUCACUUUUCUUGAUCAUGGAUAUCAGAGCUGCGUUUAUUCUCUUGCUAGGAAUAGCGGCGACAAGGGUGUAUGCCGACGUGAUAAUCGGUGUCGACGAGUGCUAUUCCUGUACCAACGAAGACUCUAAUCUCGAAUGCCGGAAAGAUAAAGUAACUUGUGACCAGGGUCAAUAUUGUCAGACUGUGUUAAAGACGGACCACGAUAGGUUGGUUAUAAGCAAGCAGUGCGUUGAUAUUGAUAUAUGUUUGGAAGAGGAGCGUGGUAACCAUGACUACUGCAAAGACGGCAUUGUCAAAGAUUCGUGCAGUUAUUGCUGUGAUGAAGGACGCUGCAACGAUGACUUGCCACACAAUCAUGAACCUUUUGUGGGUGAAUAUUUGUUUAUCUUAGAUGGAUGCAGUCCAUGGAGUUGUUGGUCAUCGUGUGAUGACUGUUGUCGCAGCAGAACCCGAACAUGUGGUGACUCUAGCAAAUCAAAUUCCGGUUCCAAAUCCGGUUCCAAAUCCGGUUCCAAGUCAGGUUCUAAAUCCGGUUCCAAAUCCGGUUCCAAAUCCGGUUCCAAAUCCGAUUACUGUGCUUCUAAAUCCAGUUCCGGUGGAAAAAGCCGUCGUCGGCGUUACGAAGACGAGGAAGACGAUCUUUUCCGUGUAAAGCGCCACAGUAGCAGCGGAUCCAAGUCACAGGAAGAAUACGAAGAAGUGCAGACCGAUGACUGCUGUGAGAACUCUUGUUACACCUGUGAUUCAUUAACAAUUAACCCCAUCGACGGGAUGGCUGCACUCGUUGAUUGUUCCUUUGAACCCGAAUCAUGCGCAGACGAAGAGGCGUUGUGUCAAACUAUCAUUACGUACAACGCUGACGGACUUCCGGUGAUAUCGAAAGGAUGUGCGACUCCUUUUAGCUGCAGUGCAUACAGGUCAGAUGAGCAGUGCCCAGUUUUAGUUGAUGACGACACGGAGGCUAUAUAUGUCGCUCUGCAACUCAUGAAUGAAAACGUACAGUGUUCCUAUUGCUGCGACAAUGGACCCGACGAAGACGGGGUGACAUGCAAUUCAGGAAUUGUACCUCCUCCCGAGUAUACCCAAGUCUGCAAUGGCGCAUUCACCCCUUUCAGUAGUUUCGUAGCAACUGUAACCAUGGCGGUGUUUGUCCGCAUAGUGUUAAUUUAG
Messenger RNA from Saccoglossus kowalevskii, 1353 nucleotides. RefSeq lists its product as uncharacterized. The record is from RefSeq and is a predicted model, not a curated record. Lineage: Eukaryota; Metazoa; Hemichordata; Enteropneusta; Harrimaniidae.